Molecule: messenger RNA, 1217 nt
Organism: Diorhabda sublineata
Lineage: Eukaryota; Metazoa; Arthropoda; Insecta; Coleoptera; Chrysomelidae
Gene: Zip102B
Product: zinc transporter ZIP9
Exons: 5
Coding region: 232-1098 (288 amino acids)
Biological process (GO): zinc ion transport; transmembrane transport
Cellular component (GO): membrane
Molecular function (GO): metal ion transmembrane transporter activity
Source: RefSeq, a predicted model, not a curated record
AUAUUCCUGACACCUGUCAAAUGAUUCUAAAUCGUAUUUGACAAUUCGGUAAUAUUUUAAUUUUUUAGAUACGUGUAAAUUUAUAGUUUAUAUUUUCAAAAUAUAAAUGAUGUUUGUUACAAUAUGUUAUGAAACGCACGCAUAUUUUUAUUACCUUUUGUAAAUAAUGUAUAAACCAUAAGUAAACUUUUCAUUUAUACAUAGUUUAGUUUAUAUUAUUUAAGUGAAAUCAUGGAGGAAACAUCUGUGUUACUAGGAUUAGUAUUUGUUAUGUUGAUUGGAUCUUUCAUAGCAGGAUCUAUACCAUUAUUCUUCACAUUUUCGGAGGACAAAUUAAAAAAAAUUACAGUAUUUGGGGCAGGUCUGCUAGUGGGAACUGCUUUAGCCGUUAUUAUUCCUGAGGGAGUAAGAUCAUUAGUUUCAGAAAAUCCCCAUUAUCACAGUUCUCAAGAACCUGAAACAGAUCAUAAAGAUCCUCUUUCCGUUAUUGGCAUAAGUCUUGUAUUCGGCUUUAUUUUUAUGCUGUUAGUGGAUCAGAUAUCCCAGAGUAAAAAUGAAAAUCUGAAUCCAUCUGAACGAAAUAGUACAGCAACAAUAGGUUUAGUGGUUCAUGCAGCUGCUGAUGGGGUUGCACUCGGUGCCGCAGCUACAACUAGUCAUGCAGAUGUUGAAAUAAUUGUGUUUUUAGCUAUUAUGUUGCACAAAGCACCAGCAGCCUUUGGACUCGUUAGUUUUCUUUUACACGAAGGCAUGGAAAGGCAAAGGAUACGUAAACACUUGCUGAUAUUUUCAUUAUCCGCUCCUGUCCUAACGUGUGUUACUUACUUUGGAAUAGGACAAAAACAAAAAGAAACACUGAGUUCUUUGAAUGGAACAGGUAUAGCCAUGCUGUUUUCAGCAGGAACUUUUUUAUAUGUAGCUACUGUUCACGUUUUAGCAGACAUAACUCAGGGUCACGGUCACGGUUACGAUAAGCUGCCUCAAAUAGAAAAUUCGAAAUUAUCAUCUGUAGGUCCACGGUUGAGAGUUAUCGAAUUAUUAUUUCUAAUUGCAGGAUGUCUGUUUCCAAUAUUAUUAUCAAUUGGUCAUCACCAUUAAAAACUUUUUUUUACGUACAAUAUAUUAUAUUCCACGACUUUGUAUAGUUUUCAUGACAAGGAAAUUGUCACUGUAUAUCCAAUUAUUUAUAAUAUGUUUUUAAUAAAUAGUAAAAACAA